CUCAGCUGCUGGGGGGCGGGCCCGCAGCUGACCAUGGCGGGCGAGCUUGAGGGUUCCAAACCUCUGAGCGGGCUGCUGAGCGGCCUGGCCCAGGAAGCUUUCCACGGGCAUCAAGGCAUCACAGAAGAGCUGCUGCGGAGCCAGCUCUAUCCAGACGUGUCACUGGAGGAGUUCCGCCCCUUUCUGGCUAAGAUGAGAGGGAUUCUUAAGUCAAUUGCAUCUGCAGACAUGGAUUUCAACCAGUUGGAGGCAUUCUUGACUGCUCAAACCAAAAAGCAAGGUGGGAUCACAUGUGACCAAGCUGCUGUCAUUUCCAAAUUCUGGAAGAGCCAUAAGACAAAAAUUCGAGAGAGCCUCAUGAACCAGAGCCGUUGGGACAGUGGGCUUCGAGGUCUGAGUUGGAGAGUUGAUGGCAAAUCGCAGUCAAGGCAUUCAGCUCAAAUACACACCCCUGUUGCCAUAAUGGAGCUGGAAAUAGGAAAAAGUGGACAGGAAUCUGAAUUUCUGUGUUUGGAAUUUGAUGAAGUCAAGGUCAAUCAAGUCCUAAAGAAGCUGUCAGAGGUAGAAGAAAGUAUCAGCACACUGAUGCAGCCAGCCUAGCUGAAGAUGGAGUUGUUGAAGCAAAGGUGUUCAUGAUCCCUCCCCAGUGAGCUGGGGUGUUUUGUUGUUGUUUUGUCGUUGUUUUUUAAAAUCUUAUUACCCCAUUAGUAUUAAAUCCUCAAAUUCAAAUCUU
Messenger RNA from Neofelis nebulosa (Clouded leopard), 733 nucleotides. It is a transcript of the gene COMMD1, whose product is annotated as copper metabolism domain containing 1. Gene Ontology annotation, biological process: positive regulation of protein ubiquitination; copper ion homeostasis; negative regulation of protein localization to cell surface. Gene Ontology annotation, cellular component: endosome. The record is from RefSeq and is a predicted model, not a curated record. The transcript is spliced from 3 exons. Lineage: Eukaryota; Metazoa; Chordata; Mammalia; Carnivora; Felidae. Bases 34 to 600 code for a protein of 188 amino acids.